Saitoella complicata NRRL Y-17804 is the source of this 1342-nucleotide messenger RNA. RefSeq lists its product as uncharacterized. The transcript has 2 exons. Lineage: Eukaryota; Fungi; Ascomycota; Saitoellomycetes; Saitoellales; Saitoellaceae. Bases 286 to 1326 code for a protein of 346 amino acids. The record is from RefSeq and is a predicted model, not a curated record.
ACCAACCCCUUUCGACUGCUGAGCUACAUGCUCUCAUUUCUGCUCUGGAGUCUCUACUCACCAAUUUCGACAUCUUGCGCGACCUUUCGCUGCGUUUGGCGAGGGCGACGAAGACGCAGGCAUCUUCGAUCGAAGCAUAUUCCAAAGUUUUGAACAAUAUUCCCGCCGGAGCGAGGAAUGAGGGUACAAACACAGUCAUAGCGGUGAUGAGUGCAAGUGCAGCAUAUCUGGAGGAAAUCGGGCACGUUCAAUCCAAGUUCGCAAAGCACAUGGCGAAGGAAUACGAUGCUCUCAACACAUAUGCGGCCUCCCACUUUCGCACCCUCGCAAAAUCCGAAUCCCGCACAACCCAAACGCACCUCAAACUCUCCCGUCUCGCCGCCUCCCAAUCCGGCGCUUCCCCCCCACUACCUCGCCCAAAUCAACGCACCUCACAUUGAAUCACUCACGCUCACCCGCGCGCAGCGCAAAGCUGAUGCGGUUAUUGCAGCGAGUAUGUGUAGGCUCGCGAUGGGGUCUUAUGCAAUGGUGAGUGAGGGAGUGCAGAAGUGUGGGGGAAGGAUUGGGAGGGUGAAUGCCUGGGCACCGUUCUUAGGGAAGGGGGAUGGGAGUGUGUGGAGUGUGCCGAGUGGGUAUCCAAUUGCUGGUGGUGAGGCAGGAGGAGGCGACUAUUUUGGAGUGCCGCGACCGGUGAGUGGGAGUGGGACAUCUACGCCUGGGAGUACUGGGACGGGGAUGUCGACGCCGGGGACACCGAUGGUUUCUAUGUCACCCAUGUAUCCUCCAUCCACGCCAUCUAGCCUCAGUGUGGGCGCACCCUUGGCUCGAAGCCGCAGUCCGCUGAACGGUACCACUUCUGGUACCGGCCCCACCCCUCGUCGUCCCGUCAAUCCCUACCACCCGUCCUACGCACCCACCUCCACUGGAACCUUCAGCAGCACGAGCGGCUCAAGUAUGCCCUCCCCAACCCGUCAACAUGCAACACCCGCAACUUCUUUCGCACUUACCACGUCAACUCGUCCCUCCACCUCCUCUGCCUCAAUCUCCAUCGACGAUGUCGACGCCGAAGAGGAAGCGGAUGAAGGCCCGGAGGUGAAGGGACACGCACGUGCGCCUAGUACUUUCGCGUUAGCGAAGAAGACCAUUGCUACUGCGCCGACGACACUGACAGAUUCGGGUACGACGUCGACAUUGGAGGAGGAUCAGACAGGGAUGUGGGCUGCUGGAGACAACGGCGCGUUCGUGGGGAUGGAAGGGGGGAAUGACAGGGUAAUGGGUGUGGGGAGGAGGCCGCAGUUUGGGCAGUAUGCUGCGUAUGGGAAAUAGUAGAUUAGAGGUCGAG